UGUCCGGUAUAUUCGGGCGACACGUGGCUGGCGCUCUCUAGAGCUCUCUCUCCAGCUCCUACAAAAUAUUCACCUAGGGCUACUGGGCAGCUCCGAUUGUGAUCGCACAAGGGAAAAGGAUGAAUCCGGAUCGUUUCACGCACAAGACGCGCGAGGCCCUGGCGGCCGGGCAGGAGAUGGCGCAGUCCAUGGGGCAUGCGCAGUUCACGCCCUUGCACCUGGCGCUGGUGCUGCUCACCGAUCCCGAGGGGCUGCUCAAGCAGGCGGUGGGCGACGAAUCCGCGGCGUCCCUGGAGAGGGUGCUCCGCCGCUACCUCAGCAAGAUCCCCUGCCAGAACCCGCCCCCGGAGGAGGUGCCCGUCAACAGCGCAUUGAGCAAGAUUGUGCGCAAGGCACAUUCGGCGCAGAAGAGCAAAGGCGACACGUACCUGGCGGUGGAUCGGCUCAUUCUGGCGCUGCUGGAAGACUCGCAGCUGUCUGACUGCCUGACGGAGGCGGGCAUCUCGCCGUCCAAGGUGAAGUCGGAGCUGGAAAAGCUGAGGGGGUCCGGCAAGAAGGUGGAGAGCGCGGGCGGGGACAGCAACUUCGAUGCGCUCAAAAAGUAUGGCAAGGACCUGGUUGAGGAGGCUGGCAAGCUGGACCCCGUCAUUGGGAGGGACGAGGAGAUCAGGAGGGUGGUACGCAUCCUGUCCCGGAGGACCAAGAACAACCCCGUGCUCAUUGGGGAGCCCGGGGUGGGCAAGACUGCCGUGGUGGAAGGCCUGGCGCAGAGGAUCGUGCGGGGCGACAUCCCCAGCAACCUGUCGGACGUGCGCGUCAUUGCGCUGGACAUGGGUGCGCUCAUUGCCGGUGCCAAAUACCGGGGUGAGUUUGAGGAGCGGCUCAAAGCCGUGCUCAAGGAGGUGGAAGACGCGCAGGGCAAAGUCAUCCUCUUUAUCGAUGAGGUGCAUCUUGUCCUCGGAGCCGGUCGUACCGAAGGCUCCAUGGACGCUGCCAACCUCUUCAAGCCCAUGCUGGCCAGGGGAACUCUCCGCUGCAUUGGUGCCACUACGCUCGCUGAGUACCGCAAGUACGUGGAGAAGGACGCAGCUUUCGAGCGGCGAUUCCAGCAGGUCUUGGUCAAGGAGCCGUCGGUGCCCGAGACAAUCAGUAUUUUGCGUGGCCUCAAGGAGAGGUACGAAGGGCAUCACGGAGUUAGGAUCAUGGACCGGGCACUCGUUGUUGCGGCGCAGCUCUCUAGUCGCUAUAUCGCGGGACGGCACUUGCCCGACAAGGCGAUUGAUCUCGUGGAUGAGGCUUGUGCUAAUGUCCGCGUGCAGCUGGACAGCCAGCCGGAAGAGAUUGACAAACUGGAGAGGCAACGCAUUCAGCUCGAAAUUGAGAUGCACGCGCUUGAAAAGGAAAAGGAUAAAGCCAGCAAAGAUCGGCUUGUGGAGGUCCAUCAGGAGCUGGACAAUCUUAAGGAGAAGUUGCAGCCUCUGAAGAUGAGAUACCAGAAGGAGAAGGAGCGCGUCGACCAGCUGCGUAGGCUGAAGAAAAAGCGUGAGGAGUUGCAAAUCAGUUUGCAAGAAGCGGAGAGAAGAAUGGAUUUGGCCCGUGCAGCCGAUAUACGUUACGGGGGCUUACAAGAGAUAGAUGCUGCUAUUGCGAGGAUCGAGAAGGAAGCUGAGGAGAAUAACAUGCUGACCGAAGCAGUAGGCCCCGAACAAAUCGCGGAGGUAGUCAGCCGAUGGACAGGAGUGCCUGUGAAGAGGUUGGGUCAAGACGACAAGGAAAGGCUGGUUGGGCUUGGUAAGCGACUCCAUGAAAGGGUGGUUGGGCAAGAUGAAGCGGUUGAGGCCGUCGCGGAGGCUGUGCUCAGAUCUCGUGCGGGGCUGGGUAGGCCACGGCAGCCCACCGGAUCUUUCAUGUUUCUUGGACCAACUGGCGUUGGAAAGACUGAGCUGGCGAAGGCGUUGGCCGAGCAGUUGUUUGACGACGAGAACCAGCUCAUCCGCCUAGACAUGUCGGAGUACAUGGAGCAGCAUGCCGUCGCAAGGCUGAUCGGUGCACCGCCGGGGUAUGUCGGCUACGAAGAAGGUGGCCAGCUAACUGAAGCUGUGAGGCGGCGUCCAUACAGUGUGAUUCUGUUUGAUGAAGUCGAGAAAGCGCAUAGUUCAAUUUUCAACACGCUAUUGCAACUUCUAGAUGACGGUCGCCUUACCGAUGGCCAGGGUCGUACGGUAAACUUUGCAGAGUGCGUAAUCAUCAUGACAUCCAACCUGGGAGCCGAGCAUCUGUUGUCUGGAAUGAUUGGGCAGACGACCAUGAAGGCGGCGAAGGAAAAAGUGAUGAUGGAGGUGAGAAGGCACUUCAGGCCGGAGCUGCUUAAUCGGCUGGACGACAUCGUCAUAUUUCAUCCAUUGUCUCACGACCAGCUUCGCAAGGUUGCCCGGAUACAGAUGAAGGAGGUGGCAAUGCGCCUGGCUCAAAGAGGAGUGGCCCUUGGUGUGUCGGACGCAGCUCUCGAUCACGUCCUAUCGGAGGCCUACGAUCCGGUUUACGGCGCCCGUCCUAUUCGCAGAUGGCUCGAGAAGAAGGUGGUGACGCAGCUUUCACGAAUGCUCAUCAAUGGAGAAAUCGACGAGAAUUCCACAGUCUACAUUGACAUAAGGCCCGGAGGAACGGAGUUAGUGUGCCGGGUAGACAAGAAUGGAAGAGGCACGGACAAGGACGUGUUGAUAAGUGUUCCGUCGUCAACGGCGUCUAGCACAGACGCCCGUGUCAAGAAGAUGAGAAUAGAGGAGACGUUGGAUGACGAUGACGAAGACAUGGAGGAAUGAGAGGCACACACACUACGACAUGGACGAAGACACUCUUUUCUGGUUGUUUCUUUUUUGUCCAGGGUGUCCUACCUAUCUCAUUGAGAAGAAAUCAAUUGCGUUGUCCCACAAA
Selaginella moellendorffii is the source of this 2934-nucleotide messenger RNA. RefSeq names its product chaperone protein ClpB1. The transcript is spliced from 9 exons. The record is from RefSeq and is a predicted model, not a curated record. The coding region runs from base 120 to 2822 and encodes 900 amino acids. Lineage: Eukaryota; Viridiplantae; Streptophyta; Lycopodiopsida; Selaginellales; Selaginellaceae. Gene Ontology annotation, biological process: cellular response to heat. Gene Ontology annotation, cellular component: cytoplasm. Gene Ontology annotation, molecular function: ATP binding; ATP hydrolysis activity.